GCCGUCGCCAUGGCUCACGCUAACCCCGUGCCUAAACUCUACAAGUCCAUUAUUGAAGAUGUGAUUGAAGGUGUACGGGAACUCUUUGCAGAAGAGGGUUUAGAGGAACAGGUUCUGAAAGACUUGAAGCAGCUUUGGGAAACCAAGGUGAUGCAGUCUAGAGCAACAGAAGGCUUCUUCAGAUAUAGCCACCAUUCUCCACAGUUUACCCUGCAGUUGCCGCACAAUUUUCACCGCGUUCUGCAGGCUUCAGCAGCUUCUUUAGUCAUCCCAACUGGCAGAAGUUUUCAGCACUUCACAGCAACAGACCUGGGUGCUUCACAAGCGGGUGCAACUCUUACUCUUUCUUCGGGUGUUGCUUAUCCUAUACACGUACCAGCUGGAAUGACACUACAGACAGCAUCUGGGCAUCUUUAUAAGGUAAAUGUGCCUGUUAUGGUUACGCAGGGCUCGGGAGAUGCAAGUGUUCUACAUCAUCCUGUUCAGCAGAUAUUUCAGCCCCUUGGUCAACCUUCAGUUCUGCAAGCCAGCGUUGCUGGUGUUGCACAGGUGAAUGCAUCUUCUGACCAGGCAGCUGCUGAAACUUUGCAACCCCAGGAGACUGCUGUCCAACAGACCAUGGUAUUUCAACCAAAUGUCGUGGAAAAAACCCACCUAGAGAACUCUGCCAAUACUACAUUGGUCCAGCAGCCUUCUGUGAGUCAGCAGCAGCUUGCAACUAAUGCAGUGUUGAAUCAGUGUGCAGACUCAACAGAAAAAUCGCAGCACAGCAAUCUUCACACAGCUGUGUUUACUCCAGAAUCCUCUGAAGGGUUUUCUCUCACUGAAUCCUUGGCAAACAGCUCGAGCAGUGUUCUGCUGGAUGUGGAGGGGCCGUUAAACAUUCAGCCUCAGGAGUUGGUGCAACAGCAGGUGUCUGAUGAUAUCAUUGACCUGAUUAUCAUGGGCAAAAGUUUGGAUGAUAACGCUGUUCUGAAAGAUCAGGACAGCGUUGCUUCCUCUGACAAGAUGGAACCUACUGAGCAGAUGGAAUCUAAUUUACGAUCAGAGAAGGAUAUCUGCAGUGACAUUGAAGGCAUAAUUCAGCUAGAUGGUACUGGUGAUGUUUCUCCCAAGGAAGAAAUACCACAUACAGAAGAUGGGGAAGAGAAUGAAUUCAUUGGCAUUAUUGAAUCAGAGGAUCUAAAAGUUCUGGAGGAUGAGGAUGAGGAAGACGAUGACGAAAAAUGUGACAUUAUUUCAAACACGGAGUCUAGCAGCAGUGGUGGUGAUAAUGAGGAGCCCCAAAUAGAUAUAGUUGAGGAGGACCCCUUAAAUUCUGGUGAUGAUGUCAGUGAACAGGACACUCCAGACUUGUUUGACAUUGACAAUGUGAUAGUUUGUCAGUAUGACAAGAUACAUCGAAGUAAGAACAAAUGGAAGUUCUACUUAAAAGAUGGAGUGAUGUCCUUUGAGGGUAAAGACCAUGUUUUUGCAAAAGCCAUUGGAGAUGCAGAGUGGUGAAACCUCACUGAUGCUGCUGAAUUUAGAAAAGAAAAAAAAAAAAGGAGCAACAUCUAUGCAAGUCUGAAACCUGUGGCUGUUUCAGCUGUGUACUUCUUUCUUCCCUUUCCUUCCUCCCUUGCUUUUUGUUGUUGCUUCUUGGCUUUUUGACUUCAGCUUAAAGGCAGGCACUUCAGAUGCAGUCAGGAAAUGUGGGUGGAAGACCCUUGAGCUCUCAAUAUAUAAGAAUUAUUAUUGUUUAUUCUAUACCCUUUAUGUCUACUGAGAUGCAAUGAAUAGUGUGAUUUAACAUGAAAAUGUGAUUUAUUUUCACUGUCAAUGCAGUCAUUUGAGUUUGCUUCUGUACAUAUUUACUACAUUCUGGGACUACAGACCAGUAAGCUGUGAAUGAUACAAAUUGUGCAUAAUAAUAAAAUGUCAUCUCAUACA
Aquila chrysaetos chrysaetos is the source of this 1932-nucleotide messenger RNA. RefSeq names its product general transcription factor IIA subunit 1 like (gene GTF2A1L). Bases 10 to 1503 code for a protein of 497 amino acids. Gene Ontology annotation, cellular component: transcription factor TFIIA complex. The transcript is spliced from 10 exons. Lineage: Eukaryota; Metazoa; Chordata; Aves; Accipitriformes; Accipitridae. Gene Ontology annotation, biological process: transcription by RNA polymerase II; transcription initiation at RNA polymerase II promoter. The record is from RefSeq and is a predicted model, not a curated record.